AUGAUCGAUUGUAUAAAUACAAUACAACAAAGAAAGAUAAAAAGAAAUAAUAUUAUUAUUAUUUAUUUCGCAGCGAUGGAUAAUUUAGCAAAGCAUCAAGGACUUGUCGCAGCAGCUGCAUCGGUCAUCUUGACAACUUCAAUCAUACUUUAUAAAUAUUUAAAGACAAAUAAAAGUAAUAAUAAUAGUAACAAUAAUAAUAAUAAUAAUAAUCAACAACAACAACAAGGAGAAGAAGAAGAAGGAGUAACAAAGUUCCCAGAAGAUUGGAAUGAUUUAUUGAAAGCAUGUUAUUUAGAGUCAUAUGGUGAUACAAUCACUUCACUUGCAAAUGAUUUAAAGAAUUUAAAAGAUUAUUUGGAGUCUUUUCAAUCAUCUUCUUCAUCAUCCUCUUCAUCUUUAGCAUCAUUUGAAUCAAAUAUAAUUUAUAAAGAUAAUAACAAAUGGAAUGCAUUUCAUGUCAUUACAUCAAAGGGAAACCAACCAAUACUUGAACUAUUACUCGAACAUGUAAUAACUUGUUCAAAUACAAUUAAAAAUGAAAUAGAAUUAUUAUUAUUAGUUCAAAAUAAUAAUAGUAAUAGUAAUAAUAAUAAUAAUAAUUUACAACAAAAAAAGUUAAUUAAAUUAGAACAAUUACUUGAUAAAUUAAAAGAAUUAUUAAAUGGUGUAAAUGAUAAAGGGUAUACACCACUUCAUAUUGCAUCGUGUAAUGGAUAUGAAGAUAUUGUUAAACUGUUGAUUGAUAAUGGUAGUUCAAUUGACUCGAUAUCUGAUACGAUGGAGACACCUCUCUAUCUUGCAUGUGCCAAUCAAUUCGAAUCGAUUGUCAGAGCCUUGUUAUUGGUGUUUGACAACAAUGAAAAGAGAAAAGAGUAUAUCAACCAAUUCACUACACAUGGUUCAACUGCCCUCCACGUUGCCGUUCUCAGAAGAAAUGAAUCAAUUGUCCAACUAUUACUUGCCAACGGUGCAGAUGUACAUGCCAUUAAAAAGGAUGGUAGUACUCCACUUCAUGUAGCUGCUACAAUCGAUUAUCAUGAAAUCAUUCCAAUCCUUUUAGAAUUUGGGUCAAGUUUAACUUCUGUCAAUAGAUUUGGUAGUACUCCUAUUCAUGAAGCUUGUAUAAAAGGAAACUAUAAAAGUUUAAAAGUAUUAUUAUUAAAUCAACCAGAAUUGGUUAAUUUCAAGGAUAAAGAUUCAUCAACUCCAUUACAUUUGGCAUGUAAUAUUGUUAACAAGGAGGUGUCAAAUUAUAGACAAGUGAUCAAAGUAUUGAUAGAGUAUGGUGUUGAUUUGGAUGCAGUAGAUGAUGGUAAUGCUACUGCUCUUCACGUGUUGGCGUGUACAGGUGAACAAGGAAAUGAAUUGGUUCAAUAUCUUUUGGAUAGUGGUGCUAAUCCAACCAUUGAAAAUGCAACCGGUUGGACACCUCUACACCAUGCUCACAACCAAAACAAUCAACCUCUAUUUGAUAUGUUAUUGUUACACUGCAAGAAUUUCUAUCCAGAUUCUUUAAUUAAUUUCGAUAAACAUAAACCAAGACAAUUUAAAGAUAAAUCAUCAAAAGACAAUAAUAAUAAUAAUAACAGCAAAACAGAAAAGAUAUUUUUGGAAAGUGGAGAAGAAAGAUUAAAGAGAAUUGGGAAUGAAAUAAGACAAGGUAAAAUCAAGAAUAUUGUUUUAUUGACUGGAGCUGGUAUUAGUACCAAUGCGGGUAUUCCAGCUUAUAGAACAGAAGAUGGUAUCUAUAAUCGAAACAAACAAUUUUCAUUCUCAAUGCAAAGUAUUCAAGAGCAACCAACCGUGUUUUUCGAAUCGAUUAAAAACUACUUUUAUCCAGUCGUCACUGGUCAAAUACCACCAACCAAGACACACGAAUUUAUAUUUGACCUCUAUGAAAAGAAUGUACUCUUGCGCAACUUUACUCAAAAUGUAGAUGGUCUUGAUGAAAUGGUUGGUUUACCAGACGACAAAAUUGUACAUGCUCAUGGGUCACUCAGAUCUUGGCGUUGUAGUAACUGUCAACAAGCAGUCCCACAAGAAUUGGUCAAUGAACAAGUUUGGAAUAUUAUUGCCAAUGGUGGUAUACCAUAUUGUCAAAAGAGUCAAUGUCAGCAAUCCUCUGAACCACAGAGUAUCCUAAGACCAGAUGUUAUAUUCUUUGGUGAAUCUCUUCCAGUUCGUUAUCACCAACAAUCGAUCAAGGAUUUGAGAAAGUGUGACUUGUUGAUUAUCAUUGGUACUUCACUCUCUGUCUAUCCUUUUGCAUCACUUGUCAACGACGUACAAAGUCAUGUACCAAGAAUUCUUAUCAACAAAGAUGCUGUUGGACCAUUUAGAGGUGUAUCUGAUUUUGAUAGAUCGAAUCAAUCGUCUUCUUUACCAACAACAACAACAACAACAGAUUUGGUGAUUGAAAGUAGAGGUAACAGAGACUUGGAGUUGGCUGGCUUACUUGUCAUUGAUGUUGAAAAUGGAAGAAACCAAUUUGCUUAA
Molecule: messenger RNA, 2499 nt
Organism: Cavenderia fasciculata
Lineage: Eukaryota; Evosea; Eumycetozoa; Acytosteliales; Cavenderiaceae
Gene: sir2B
Product: ankyrin repeat-containing protein
Exons: 4
Coding region: 1-2499 (832 amino acids)
Molecular function (GO): NAD+ binding; protein binding
Source: RefSeq, a predicted model, not a curated record